AUGGAAAGAGAUUACUCGUCAAAAAAGCUUCUCAUUUCCUAUCUCUCAUCAGUCUAUCAAUGCAACAACAAGUAUUUAAAUUCAACAUUAAUAUCUCAAUCCAAAGUUCCGGAUGAUGUUUUAUUAGCCAUGAGAAAAGCUUGUGAGCUUUCGGAAUUAUUUAAUGUUCAUGAAUUUAAUGAUCAAGAUGAUUUUGAAGAGAAGAGUGAAAAUUUGAAAAGUAAGCGAGAUGUAGAGGAAACUCAAAGCAUCAUCUCCAAGAUGGCAUUAUCGAGCUCUGUAAGAACACCAGCUGAAGAGACACGGGACAUGACAAGCAUGAUGGAAUCAAGUUCGAAAAGUGCUUUUUGUUUGCCAUCACCUGAGGAAAUACAUAAUGCUCUCGUGGCAGCUAUUCCAGCAUCGAAUAGUCAGAAACCUUCGCCGUUAUUGUUUAAACAAAUUCAUGCCAAGAUUUUAGGUUGUUUUCGAACGGAUUGGGAAACGAUUCGAAAAUUUAAAAGAUUUUCAGAAGCAUUUAAAGAAUGGCAUAAGAAAGAUUCCAUGUAUUCAGUGUUUGCCAAAGAGUUUGCCAUUAUGAAAAAAAUUAAGGAAUUAUCUCCACCCUCAAUCUCUAAAGAUGACAAUACUGAAGAUGACAAUUCGCUCGAAGGUAUUGGAUUUCACACUUUGAAGUUUGACAAGAGAAUCUCGAAAAGGAAGAACAAAAAUAGAUUAUCCACACUCAUGCAAACAUUUUAUGAAGAAGAAUAUGAAACUGUAAUCGAAUGUCUUUUUCACAAACAAAAUUCAGAUCAAUGCAUCCAGCCAUGGCAAGACUUGUUUAUUCCUGUUUCUGCUGUCUUUUGUACAGAUCAUAUGGAAUCUUGCUUGAAUAUCAGUUUAAUGGAUUCACACAGUGCUAACCCAAGUAGUUCUAAAACUGAUGCUCUCAGUUUUAUCGACUGCGCCACACUAAUGAAUGAAUGUAACGCAUUUAUGGAACAAAUGUUUCAGGAAACGAAAGAAAAAAAAAUAUAA
Naegleria lovaniensis is the source of this 1020-nucleotide messenger RNA. RefSeq lists its product as uncharacterized. Lineage: Eukaryota; Heterolobosea; Eutetramitea; Acrasida; Naegleriidae. The coding region runs from base 1 to 1020 and encodes 339 amino acids. The transcript has 2 exons. The record is from RefSeq and is a predicted model, not a curated record.